UAGCUCCUUUCCCGAGCAUGAGGAUUGGGUUGUGUGCGCGCAAAAUUAUGCGCAAUGCAGGAUGCAAACAGAAAUUCGGGAUUUAAGGCAUCUGUGGUACUCGAGAUAUUGUAUUAUACCCGUCGUGAUCUAGGUUUCGACAUUGCCAUCUAUUUAUGUAUGCUGUAAAGUGAGGUUUAAGGCGCUUUAAAAUGUCUGCAAAUAACACCAAACCGUCGACGACAGAGCGGAUCGUCAAAAGUGUUCCAUUUCCCCCUAGUCAUAAACUGACAAUAAACGAAGUGUUUGAUCCAAAGACAAAUAAACCUCGAAUAGAAGUGCUUAAACAACACUUUGUAUUGGAAGGUAGGAUAGAAGAAGCCGCUGCCUUGCGUCUCAUCAAUGAAGGAGCUGCUUUAUUAAGGCAGGAAAAGACUAUGAUUGACAUAGAGGCUCCAGUAACAGUAUGUGGAGAUAUACAUGGACAGUACUACGACCUAAUGAAGUUAUUUGAAGUAGGCGGGCCACCAGCAACAACUAAAUACCUCUUUCUUGGAGAUUAUGUAGACAGAGGUUAUUUUAGCAUAGAGUGUGUUCUUUACCUGUGGGCAUUAAAAAUCUGCUAUCCAAACACAUUAUUUUUAUUACGAGGAAACCACGAGUGUAGACACUUAACAGAAUACUUUACCUUCAAAACAGAAUGUAAAAUCAAGUAUUCGGAGAGAGUCUACGAUGCUAGCAUGGCGGCAUUUGAUUGCUUACCUUUAGCGGCUCUUAUGAACCAACAGUUCCUUUGUGUUCACGGUGGCCUGUCACCAGAAAUUCACACCCUAGAAGACAUUAAAAAGCUGGACAGGUUCAAGGAGCCUCCAGCCUUUGGUCCCAUGUGUGAUCUCUUGUGGUCUGAUCCACUGGAAGACUUCGGAAACGAGAAAAAUGCAGAACACUUCAGUCACAACAGUGUCAGAGGUUGCUCAUAUUUUUAUAGGUGA
Limulus polyphemus (Atlantic horseshoe crab) is the source of this 971-nucleotide messenger RNA. Its product is annotated as serine/threonine-protein phosphatase 2B catalytic subunit 2-like. Gene Ontology annotation, cellular component: calcineurin complex; cytoplasm. The record is from RefSeq and is a predicted model, not a curated record. Lineage: Eukaryota; Metazoa; Arthropoda; Merostomata; Xiphosura; Limulidae. The transcript has 6 exons. The coding region runs from base 192 to 971 and encodes 259 amino acids. Gene Ontology annotation, biological process: calcineurin-mediated signaling. Gene Ontology annotation, molecular function: calmodulin-dependent protein phosphatase activity; calmodulin binding.